AUGCUGGCCGUGUCACCUUUGAGGAGCACAACAGAUGGAGAGCAAGGGGAGAUGGAGAGUUUCUCAAUUGGGGAGGACUUUGCUGACCUUUCAGAAGGGAAUUUGCUUGAAAGCAUCGAUUUUGAUGAUCUAUUCAUGGGAAUCAACGGUGAUGGAGAUGUCUUGCCGGAUCUGGAGAUGGACCCUGAAAUGCUUGCUGAGUUUUCCCUCAGUGAGGAAUCAGAGAUAGUCUCAUCAGUUUCAGUGGCAAAUAACACAUCUGAUAACAGUAAUGGGAAUAAUACAGUUACUACAGAAAAACAAGAUGAGGUUAUAGUAACCAAUUUUUCGUCAGAUUCUGGUUCUAAUUCGGGGUCUAGUGGGGAGGAGAUAGCAAGCAAAAAUAAUGAAUCAACUCAUUCAGUGGCGGUGAAUCCAUCCCCUAAGGAAAGUGAGAAAGGAAGAAAAUCAUCAACUCACUCAAGGAAUAAUCCUCAAGGGAAGAGAAAGGUGAAGGUGGAUUGGACCCCAGAAUUGCACAGACGAUUUGUGCAAGCAGUGGAGCAGCUAGGAGUGGAUAAGGCUGUGCCUUCAAGAAUUUUGGAAAUUAUGGGAAUUGACUGUCUAACCCGCCACAACAUUGCCAGCCACCUUCAAAAAUAUCGAUCGCAUAGGAAACAUUUGCUGGCGCGUGAAGCUGAAGCAGCAAGGUGGAGUCAAAGGAAACAAUUCAUGGGUGCAGCAAGUGUAGGUAGAGGAGGAGGAGGAGCCAAGAGAGAAGUGAACCCUUGGCUUGCACCUACCAUGGGUUUCCCUCCCAUGACACCAAUGCACCAUUUUAGACCUUUACAUGUAUGGGGGCAUCACACCAUGGACCAGUCCUUCGUGCACAUGUGGCCUAAACAUCUACCAUAUACACCGUCGCCGGCAGCAUGGCCACCGCGGACAGCUCCACCUCCGCCACCUCCAGACCCUCUUUAUUGGCACCAACACCAACGGGCUCCAGACGCACCAACCCCAGGAACACCGUGUUUUCCACAGCCUCUGACAACCACGAGAUUUGGCUCUCAAACUGUUCCAGGCAUCCCUCCACACCAUGCAAUGUACCAAAUAUUAGAUCCAGGAAUUGGCAUCCCAGCCACCCAACCACCACCUCGACCCCUCCUCGACUCUCAUCCGUCAAAGGAGAGCAUAGAUGCGGCAAUUAGUGAUGUUUUAUCAAAACCAUGGUUGCCACUACCACUUGGCCUUAAAGCUCCAGCACUUGAUGGUGUAAUGGGUGAACUACAAAGACAAGGGAUUCCCAAAAUCCCUCCCUCUUGUGCUUGA
Sphenostylis stenocarpa is the source of this 1308-nucleotide messenger RNA. The record is from the annotation of a GenBank genome assembly. Lineage: Eukaryota; Viridiplantae; Streptophyta; Magnoliopsida; Fabales; Fabaceae.